Tripterygium wilfordii is the source of this 1525-nucleotide messenger RNA. Its product is annotated as dehydrodolichyl diphosphate synthase CPT3-like. Gene Ontology annotation, biological process: polyprenol biosynthetic process. NCBI's taxonomy places the organism in Eukaryota, Viridiplantae, Streptophyta, Magnoliopsida, Celastrales, Celastraceae. The transcript has 3 exons. Bases 369 to 1241 code for a protein of 290 amino acids. The record is from RefSeq and is a predicted model, not a curated record. Gene Ontology annotation, cellular component: endoplasmic reticulum.
UGUAGAGCCCAUUCAAAAAUGGGUUGGGGAAAAUUUCAUGGACCUCAGUCGAAAACCCCAAAAAAAGAAAAAAAGUUGCGACUUGCGACGGAGAAGGCAGGCGGCCGUGAAUCGAUUUCUCGCUCUACUGUAUCGGUUUCUUCUCGCAAUUUCUUCCUUCGAUUGUUAUUUCCGAUUGUGAUCUGCAUGCGUUGCCAUCUCUUUCCAGUUCCCAGUGCCUACUGCAGUGCAGACGGGACAGCAGAAGGUUUGUUACAUCUUCACGAGGGUUUUCAGAGUAGAAUUAUCCACCUAGACAUCAAGGCUGCCAAUAUUUUGAGCCUCAGAUCAAGUGGUUCAAGGAAUCUUACAGUUAUACAAGGCUUUCAAUGGAGGAAUUUAGUGGUGGUACCGCCAGUCAGUUCUUCAGCAAUUUUGUUGCUUUUCUGCGAAAAUGUCUUUUUUAUAUCCUCUCUGUUGGUCCUGUACCUACUCACAUUGCUUUCAUUAUGGAUGGAAAUCGGAGAUAUGCUAAGAAACAAAAUUUAGAUGGAGGAGCUGGCCACAGGAUUGGGUUCCUGGCUCUUACAUCCAUGCUCAAGUAUUGCUAUGAGUUGGGCGUGAGAUAUGUAACUAUUUAUGCAUUUAGCAUUGAUAAUUUCAAACGAAGUCCUGAAGAAGUUCAGUCGCUGAUGGAUUUGAUGCAAGAAAAGAUUGAGAGGUUAAUUGAGAAAGAGAGCAUCGUCAAUCGCUAUGGAGUUAGAGUUUACUUCAUAGGCAACCUUAAACUCUUGACAGAACCUGUGAGGUUUGCAGCUGAGAGGGCUAUGCUUGCCACUGCCAAGAACUCCAAAGCAAUUUUGUCAAUUUGCGUGGCCUACACUUCCACCAAUGAGAUUCUGCAUGGUGUUCAAAAGGCAUGUGAAGGAAAAUGGGAUGAAAUUAGUGUGUUAAUUGCAAGUGGAGCAGCCUAUGGUUUAACUAAACUUGCAGGGAGUGAGCAGGAUGAAAGGGAACAACUUAUAAAGGUUACAGAUAUUGAGAAGAAUAUGCAUAUGGCAUUUGCACCUGAACCUGAUAUCAUAAUUCGCACUUCUGGUGAGACUCGCUUGAGCAAUUUUCUUCUUUGGCAAAGUGCACACUGUUACUUGUAUUCUCCUUCAGUGCUUUGGCCAGAGUUUGGUUUCCGCCAUUUUCUAUGGGCAAUCUUGAAUUUUCAGCGAAACCAAUUUUAUAUAGACAAAAGAAAGAAACGAUCAUGAACCUAGUGGUUUCUUGUUGCUUGAUCUAGAACCUUGUUUUUUUCAUUAGCAGUCUCCAACCUGGGCAGGGAAUUUUUUUUUGCUGUCCUUGCUGGUUGGCAUACCUGGCAUUGCUUACAUCAGUUGAGUGCAUUAUAAGGGUAUUCCCUCAAGAGAGUAGGAUGUAAUUUAAUCAACGGCAAGUUUUUGUUAUAAAUUUAUGAAUGCAAUUGUUACAUUCAUGUUGUAUUGAAAGAUGGCCUGAUUAGAGCAUAUAAGUAUUUUAAUAAUUUUCUGUCUAUAUA